This is a messenger RNA of Callorhinchus milii (elephant shark), 4089 nucleotides long. RefSeq names its product zinc finger, RAN-binding domain containing 3 (gene zranb3). The transcript is spliced from 21 exons. Gene Ontology annotation, molecular function: ATP-dependent chromatin remodeler activity; endonuclease activity; nucleic acid binding. The record is from RefSeq and is a predicted model, not a curated record. The coding region runs from base 127 to 3579 and encodes 1150 amino acids. Gene Ontology annotation, cellular component: nuclear replication fork. Gene Ontology annotation, biological process: replication fork processing; DNA repair. NCBI's taxonomy places the organism in Eukaryota, Metazoa, Chordata, Chondrichthyes, Chimaeriformes, Callorhinchidae.
CUAUCGGGUUGGGUUGAGGCGGCGCGAGCUAUCAGGUUAGGUUGAGGCGGCGCGAGCUAUCAGGUUAGGUUGAGGCGGCGCGAGCUAUCAGGUUAGGUUGAGGCGGCGCGAGCUAUCAGGAGAGUCAUGAAAAAAGUACUGGAACUUCAGCAAAACCCUCACUCUUCCUUCUCUAAAAAUCAAUGUUCAGAAAAUGAGACUGACAGUCGCUUAUCAGCACUGCCUGAAAAGCUCAAGCAGAGACUACUUCCUUUCCAAAAAGAAGGGAUCAAGUUUGCCCUUGAGAGAAAUGGCAGGUGCAUGCUUGCAGACGAGAUGGGCCUUGGGAAAACUAUUCAAGCAAUUGCAGUAGCGUACAUGUAUAAAGCGGAAUGGCCCCUACUGAUUGUGGUCCCAUCUUCUCUCAAGUACCCUUGGAUAGAAGAGAUUGAAAAAUGGAUCCCUGAAUUGAAUCCUGAGGAUGUCAAUCUUAUUGACAAUAAAACUGACAUUGGGAGAAUUCAAACCAGUAAGGUCACCAUAUUGGGUUAUGGCCUUUUAACCACAGAUGCACGCAUGUUAAUAGAUGCUCUCUGUGAACAGCAUUUCCAAGUUGUUAUCGUUGACGAAUCCCACUACAUGAAGUCACGUAAUGCAGCACGAAGCACCAUCUUGGCACCUAUAGUGCAAAAGGCCGCUCGAGCAGUCCUCUUAACUGGAACUCCUGCACUGGGUCGCCCUGAAGAGCUUUUCAUGCAGAUUGACGCUUUGUAUCCACGGAAAUUUGGGACUUGGUCUGAGUAUUCGAAGAAAUAUUGCAAUGCUCAUGUUAGGUAUUUUGGCAAAAGAGCUCAGUGGGAUUGUAAAGGAGCCUCCAACUUAGAUGAACUUCACCUCUGCUUGAGCAAAAUAAUGAUCCGCCGAAUGAAAGAUGAAGUUUUGACACAGCUACCGCCCAAAGUUCGACAGCGAAUUCCAUUUGAUUUGGGAAAAGAUGCUUCUAAAGAAAUGAAUGCCAGCAUCGAGGAGUGGGAGAAAUUAAUGAGAAAGCUGCAUUCGUGUUCUACAGAGACCGAUAACCCCUUUAUACAAGUCAUGGGGCUCAUCACUCACAUGUACAAACAAACUGCUAUUGCAAAGGCAGGAGCAGUGAAAGACUACAUUAAAAUGAUGCUGCAAAAUGAAAAACUGAAGUUCUUAGUGUUUGCUUAUCAUUUGAGCAUGCUCCAAGCUUGCACGGAAGCAGUCAUAGAAAAUAAGGUGGGGUACAUCCGAAUAGAUGGUAGCGUCCCAUCGUCAGAAAGGAUUCAUCUUGUCCAUCAAUUUCAGAAUGAUCCAGACAAGCGCGUAGCAAUUCUCAGUAUCAAAGCUGCUGGUCAGGGUUUAACCUUUACAGCUGCUACACAUGUUGUGUUUGCUGAGUUAUACUGGGAUCCUGGUCAUCUUGUGCAGGCUGAAGACAGAGCUCACCGGAUAGGUCAAUCCAGCUCAGUCCACAUCCAUUACCUUGUCGCCAAAGAAACCAUGGAUACAUUCAUGUGGAGCAUGCUAAACCGCAAGACUUGUGUUACGAGUAACACAUUAAAUGGGACAAAGAAAUCUUUGGAAAUCGAGGAGGCAGACAAUGAGCAGUGGGAUUUCCUGAAUGCUGCGAUGGCCUGGGUGCCAAAUGAUAACCUGCAAGGGAGCCAGGAUGAAAUGUUCUUCACUCAUUUUGAGAAAGAAAAACAACAUGAUAUCCGCUCGUUCUUUUCAUCAAAACGUGAUCCUGCAGAGAAACGCAAGAGGACUCCAUACAAGCUGGCAUCCAUCAAAUCCUCUGACUUGUUUGAGCUACAAGAAUUAACAGAUUCCCCGAAAGCAAUUCAGCACCCACAAGAACAGCUGAGUGGAAAAGAACCUGGUAAAAAGGACAUAGAUGAAGCAAAAUCCCAAAUAAAUGAUGCCGAGAGGUUACUGGAAACCGAUUUUGAGCCACAAACUAAACGGUUUAAAUCUUCAUCCAUGCUAGUCCGAAACGAGGCAAGAAUGAAAAAGAGAAUGUCUGAGGGUGGGAAGAAACCAUCCCCACGCAGAGUGCAAGGAACUCAAAGGCUUCUGGAAGAUGCACAGCUGCCAAAGAAGCUAUGUGAAAAUGAAAAGUGGAACUGCAGUGCAUGUACAUACGCCAAUAAUUCCUUAAUGCCUUACUGUGAAAUGUGUGACGUUCCCAGAGAUGAUGGUGAUGAGAAAGAAAACAGUUUGGCUCAGGAUAAAAAUCCAGAAGAGAAAGAAAGUGAAGGAAGAAGCCAGACUGACUGCAUUGUUCUAUCUGACAUUGAAGGUGAGCCAAAAGAACUAUAUACAGCACCCAGGCACUUCAAUCGCGAAAUGAUGAGCAGCAGUGAGGAGAUAUCUGCAGAUACUGUUCCUGUGAACAUGAAUGAAAGCAGUAACACUGUUCCAGUGGAAGAAAAUGUAGACAAUGAAAGUGCGAAGCAACCAGAAAAAGUGGAUAUCCCCUGUGACAACAAUAUUCCUGUUUAUGAUGGUUUUGCAUAUUGUGCAAGCAAGCAUACUGACAGAGUAUAUCUCUAUACAAAGGAAACAGAACCUUUGAACUCUAAUUUUAUUCCUUUGGAUGUAAAGUUAGAAAACUGGGAGGAUUUACCAGAAAUAUUUCAACAGAAGAAAAACUAUGCAGUGGUUCUGCGGUUUGUACGAGAAUGGUUCAGUUUAAGUGCCAUGAAGCAAAAACUGAUCAGGAAAAGUGGUCAGAUCUUCUGCAGUCCUAUUCUCGCAUUCGAAAGCAUCACAAAGGAACAGCGGAGACAAAGCUGUACUAAAAGAUUCUUAACAAAAGAAGAUGUAGCUGCUGGCUCUCUGAAUAAGGCACGCAGUGAAAGUGGAAGUGUUCGAGUUAUAGCAAAAGAUUCUGCAUUCUUUGGCAAAAAUAAAACCAAAUCUAAUCCAGCAACAGGGGAGAAUUUAAGCAAGAACAGUGUCAACAGUGAGAAAACAGACUGCGACAGUUUGUCUACCUUGCUUAAAGCUGAUGAAAUUUCUCUACAAAUUGGCUACAUUCAAGCAGUGAACCAUGAAGGAAAGCCACUUUGCCUUGCAUGUCAGGAGCCAACAAUCCAGAUCAGCAAACCUCAUGACUCUACAGAUUGGGAUACACGAUUCUGCUCCCCAAAAUGCCAGGAAGACUUUCUGAUCCGUUCUAAUGGCAGCUACAUGAGAUCAAAGGUUUUUGAGGUUGAGCACGGGAUCUGUCAGCAAUGUAAGCUCAAUGCUCAUGAGUUGUAUCUUACUGUGAAAGAUGCACCCAAAGCCCUUCGGAAAAAACGUCUUCAAAGUAUAUGGUUGGCGCAACUUUCCUUAGAUCAGCUGAAUGAAAUUAUUCAGAACCCAAGCGAGGGUCAGUUUUGGCAAGUGGAUCACAUUAAACCAGUCUAUGGAGGAGGAGGACAGUGCUCACUUGUCAACUUACAGACACUCUGUACCGUGUGUCACAAAGAGAGGACUGCCAAACAAGCUAGAGAGAGAAGCGAGGCAAAGCGAUUGUCAAGCGCUUUAAAAUUUGGGUCCGACAUCACAAGAUUUUUUGUCAAGAAAUGAUGUAAAAUUUAAAGUAACCAGGAGAAGAAAUUCAAUAUGUACCAUGUAAAUGUAAUUUUUUACCUCUGUAUAGGAUGUUGAUAUCCAAAACACUUCCUUUAUAUUACCUGCUAGUUUUUCACUGCGAGAUUCUACAACUCACUGCUUGGCAGGGUGCAUUGCCACAAGUGUUGGUGAGUCAUCAAACCUGGUCCAGGACCCAUUCUUUAUUACAAGUCUGCAGUGCCACUGAGCUAUUCAUUCUACUGUGGAGAACAUUGCAAUCAGGCCUCUUGCCUCCAACAGGGGUCACUACAUAGCAAUCAGUAGGUUACUUCUGAUGUGUGUAUAAUUUGUGCAAUUACUGAUGUAUAAGAGAGAUUGUGGUAGGGGCUUGAUGAUCUGUGGCUUGCUUCAAUGAGCCCUCCAACGUACUUUGACAUUUCAUUGCUGAGGGAGGUAAAAAGAAAGACUAUGGUUCCUAAAACUGUGGUACCCAAUGAUCCUGAACAUUGGGAGUCCUGUGGCUUA